GGAGAGCCUCGGCCACGCGCACGGCCGUGGAGAAGCCCACCACGCCCGCGCCCACCACUGCGACCUUCAGCUUCGCUCCUGUUAUCCUGGAACACAGAAGAACGGGAAUGAGAGAUCGAGCAAAAGUCCCUGCAAGCGGUCCGUUGAGGAAGAUGACACUGACGGCCUCGUCUUCCUCGCACAAGACGAGCAUCCUCAGCAAAUUGGCACGCCUCAGGAAGCGCGACGUGCUGUGUGACAUCACCCUGCUAGCGGAGGGCGAGCGCUUCCGGGCACACAAGGCCCUGCUGGCGGCGAGCAGCGACUACUUCUCGCAGCUCUUCACCACCGAUGACAUUGACGGCGAGGGCAGAGCCACCUACCGGCUGGACGGCGUGGCGGCGGCCACGUGCGGGAAGGUGCUGGAGUUCAUCUACAGCGCCCGAGUGUGCGUUGAGGAGGGCGCCGGCGAGCAGCUCCUAGCCGCCGCUCGGCUGCUGCAGGUGGGCGACCUCGUGGGGGCGCUGCAGAACACGCGGCGACGCAAGAGAGGGCGGGCCAAGAAGAGCCUGCUCGUCAGGAAGCGGAGGAAGAAGAGUCCCUCGUGUGACGACCACGCCGAAGAGCGGCGGGGAGUAGCACACGACGGAGAAGGAGGAGGGCAGCCCGGUCGCUCGGAAAGACGCAAGAUCACGCCGCCUGUCAAGUAUGAUGCCUAUAAGGUGGGCGGAGACGUGUCAGCUGGAGGAGGGGAAGGACGAGAGCUGGCAAGGAGGGGCAGGAAGAGGAAGUAUUCCGAAACUGAGGCCAGGUGCCACGACUGCGGCAAAGGGUUCAAAAACCAUCUCUUCCUGAAGAUCCACCAACGCACGCACGCAGGUGAGAAGCCAUUUUCCUGCCAGGUGUGCGGCGCAGCAUUCACGCAGAAGCACACGCUGCUGGUGCACCAGCGCAAGCACACGGGAGAAACGCCGUUUGUGUGCAGCGUGUGCUCCAAAGCCCUCGCCACCAAGCACAGCCUGCUCGAACACAUGAACCUCCACCAAGAAAACAAGUCGUUCUGCUGUGACAAAUGUGGAAAGAGCUUCACUCAGAAGAGGCAGCUGAAAAGUCAUUACAGAGUCCACACAGGCAAAUCGCUUCCAGAGUGUGCUCAGUGUCAGCGCAAGUUUUUGGAUACGGCCCAGUUGAAAAAGCACCUACGCACUCACACAGGUGAGAAGCCGUUCACGUGCGAGAUCUGCGGGAAGUGUUUUUCCGUCAAGAGCACCUUGCAGACGCACAUCCGCAUACACAGAGGCGAGAAGCCGUACACCUGCAACGUGUGCGACAAGUCCUUUUCGGACGGCAGCGCCCACCGCCGCCACGUGGCCUCCCACUCGGGCAGGAAGCCCUUCAACUGCUCGGCGUGCGGCCUCUCCUUCACGCGCCUCGACAACCUGAAGACUCACAUCAACACCCACAACAAGGAGAAGGUGUCACAACCGCAGCCGGAGGACCAACGCGGCGGCGGCCUGGAGGUCCAGAAAUAUGAGCUGGCAGCGGGCUCGGCGCAGGAGAUCCAGCUUCUGGUGACUGAGGACAACAUCAGCUUAGUUGCGGGUCAGGCGGAGGAGAUCGGCAUGGUCAUGCCUCAGAUCCAGACGUUCAGCACGCCGGAGGCUCAGGCCGCGCCGCGGGCCGAGCCCAUGCACGUCAUCACCCUGAGCAAGGAGGCCGCGGAGCACCUGCACGUGGCGAACAGGCCCGGCCAGCGGGCGGCGCAACAGCACGGCCAGGACGUCCACGCGAACCAGCCCGUCUCCAUCAACCAGACGGACGAGCAUAUCUCCAGCCGUCACAUCCACGGACACACCUUCCAGAUCCAGGCCGGGACCGUCUCCUGCCUGUACACCACCGCCGGACCGCCACCCUUACAGAGCUGAGCUGAACUUAGCUUAGCGCAGCAGCUCCCACAGAACCGCUUCCUGGUUUGCAGUGGGACUAAUCAGGGGCGAUUCUAGGACCAGAGGUUUUGGGGUGCUGGGAUUCAUUUUUGGGGUGCUUCAGCAUUGAUUUGUGGGAAAAAGAAUAUGACACUUAAGGCCCAACGCCAUGUGAUAUGUAAAACAACAUGGAAAAGAAAACACUGCGGUGUGGUAAAUUCUUCAGCCUUGAACCCACUCAAACGGCGGGAUGGCGAACUUUUGCCGAUAGCUCGGAAGUAAACAAACACACAGGUAAGCUAACGUUAACUGUCAGCUACCCCAGCUAAUCUGAUUUUGCCUUUCUGAGAUGAUUAUUUCUGGAAAGAGGUUUGAAAUCCUACUUAAAUUGUUUUUAUUUAACACAUUAACACGUAAUUAUGCCAAAUCAACUAAAUUAGCUAUUUUCUUUCACUCUGUACUGUUAGCAGCACUUGUAAACGAGCUUUACGCUCUCCAAGUCACAUGAAAACGUACGGCUUCUUUCAAAUGCUGCCAUCCAUUUCACACGACAAAAAAAUAUUAAACACAUUAACCUGACACCAAAGACAACCGAGUAACUAACACCAGACAUUUUUCAAUCGAUGAUAAUGUUAGCAUAUUCACUGCUAACUCUUAUUGUUAUAUAACUGUCAAAUGUAGUGAAAAGAAAAUUAAAGAGAGAUUGGUCUUGAA
This is a messenger RNA of Phyllopteryx taeniolatus (common seadragon), 2618 nucleotides long. RefSeq names its product zinc finger and BTB domain containing 24 (gene zbtb24). The transcript is spliced from 9 exons. Gene Ontology annotation, cellular component: nucleus. Gene Ontology annotation, molecular function: DNA-binding transcription factor activity, RNA polymerase II-specific; protein binding; RNA polymerase II cis-regulatory region sequence-specific DNA binding. Lineage: Eukaryota; Metazoa; Chordata; Actinopteri; Syngnathiformes; Syngnathidae. Gene Ontology annotation, biological process: regulation of transcription by RNA polymerase II. The coding region runs from base 108 to 1904 and encodes 598 amino acids. The record is from RefSeq and is a predicted model, not a curated record.